UUGUCAUAUGAGAAAUUGGCUCACCGUGACUUGAUGAUGCAGCCAGUUGAUCCUUUGCCAAACUGGGUUGUUGCACAAAUUCCACUUGGAGGAUUAGUUGGCUCCUCUGAAGGCCUGAUGGUCCUGCCCCAGGGGCUGGACUUGAUCUUCUGUCUCAGGACAGGUGCCUGUGUUCAAGGGCUGCUCUGCUGGGGUGCAGGGUGAGCCAGGCCUCUUCUAAGAUGGGAUGGUUCCCACCUGAGUCAUCUUCAACUCAUCCAGGCAGUAAUGUUCCCUGCGGGAGUCACUGGAGCCCAGCCCCUCACAUCUGGAUCCAUCCCUGGUUAGGAGGGUCUUGGGCUGUCUUGGGUUUCUUUGCCUGGAAAGAAGACCACCCUCAGUGAUCCACAGGCGGGGCUGAGAGAACAGGAAGCUGGUCACAGCAGGAACUGGAAGGCCAAAGGGGAUCGCCCUGGGCCAGAGCACCAAGGUCAGGGGUCCCCUCAUCUGGUCCUAGGCAGCUUGGCGAGGCCCCUCGCUUUCCCCUUGCUGGGCAUUUGGGAUCUUUGUCUGGACCCAGUCUUGCCCAGAGAUCUGGGGCCACAAUAUGUUGUCACUGGAGCCAGGGUGCUCCUCCCAGGGCAGUACAGCAGGGGAGGAGGGGCAGGGGCUCACGGGCAGGGAGGGUGAUGUGGUAAGGGCAACAGUAGCCAACAGUGGAAGAAAAGCAUAUCCAGAGGCUGUACUGGGUGGGGCUCUGGACUGGCCCUGGGACCGGAGUCCUGCGGAAGGACUGAGUCCUAGCAAGGACCUAUUGAGGGGCUAGUGAGCUCCAGAGGAGAGGGAGAACAGUAUCCCAGGAUGGGAACUGGUGUGGAGGGGUCUGUGGGGUCUGGAAUCUGUCCCGGAAACACUGGAUGACACCACCAUCCUGUCAGGGGAACAAGCACGGCGAGGGACCCUGUUGGGCUGGGGGACACACACCACCUCAGAGGAAACAGGGAAAGAGCUUUGCUGGGUCCAGGGAGAUCUCUGUGGGUCUCUCGGCCCAACUCCCCACAACUGUGUCCCCAAAGUUCCCCACCCUUGGCAGCACUGCCCUGAGCAGAAGACUCUGGAAUUCGCCUGUGCUGAGGGGAGAACAGUCUUCUGGACCUGCUUAAGCUCCAGAGACCCUCACUUCACAGCCUUUUCUGAGUCCACAGGGUCACACAUAGCCAUCUAUAAUAGUUGCAGGAGUAGUAUUAUUGUGUUCUUUCUCUCAAAGACGGUUUAAUACCUGACCACUCCUGCCAGUGGAGAAUGGUGUGUGUGGCCCUGUGACCCAGAGUUUCUGCUGCCACAGCACCCACUGCCUGCCCCCCCGCCCCCCGCCAUGGGGGCCGGCCACAGCUUGGGGCUUCCUAAUACCAAUCAGGAAUGUGGGAGGGCCUCAGCCCGUAGGACCCAGGCGAUGAGGGCCUGGAGUCGGGUAAACACUAAUUAGGGUUCACCACACCCUCCUGGGCAUCUGUACAGGCUGAGAGAACAGGCAUGGGGGCAGGCAGCCUCAGACUCCUGCCCCUGGCCUGGAUGGCAUGAACAAGGACUUGGGAGGACUUCUUCCAUGACUCCUGGCCACUGGGGUCAUAGUCCCCGGCCCUCUGCCCCCGCUACUGGUCGGUCAGGGCUCACUCCCGAACAGCCCCUCUCUAGCACAAUCAGUGACAAGAGGGAGGGAACAGAAGUUUACCAAGAACUUGCACACAUGAUCCCUCUAUCAGUGACAUGGCCAGGAAGGCGUGGCUGUCCCCAUUUUAUAGAUGAGGAAACUGAGGCUCACUUUUGGGCUGGUGAGUAAGGGAAGCGGCAUGUGACACGUGGCUUGAGGCAUCACUCUUCAACCUGAGUAACUAGGGAGGCAGCCUGGCCCCUUAAGCAUGUGAUGCAUCAGGGGCCUGUAGAGUGGCUUUCUGGGAAUCCUGGCCAGGGCCAGAUGUACCUCCCCUACUGGUGCUGGGGUCCUCCAUCUAUUCCUCUAGGACCUCCCGGGGGACACUGCUGGCCUCACAGGACCUCUCCGAGAAGCCAGGCCCCGAGGUGCAGGGGUGCUGGGCUCUCUCCUGUGCUGUCUGCCCCUGAAUGGGUCUGCGCAGGGGUUCAGGUGCUCCUGUGAGUGAGAAGCAGCUGACUGCAAGCCAGGAUGACUGGGUUUCCGGUUAACGCUAUGUCCUCCUCAGCCGUAGGCAAGGUACCACCAUGAAGCCCCCUUCCCCCGCCCCUCAAAUUUCCAAUGAAAGCUGCAGAGACACUGCAGAGCUGAAGUCUUUGGGAAUGGGGAGGUCAGUGGUGCCCAUUCCACUUGUGUCCCUGGCCUGAGGGACCGUCCGGGUCCCCAGGCCCACAGACCCCCAAGCCCCUGACUAGGGCACCCUGAGGAUCCUGGAUAGCAGGCUGGAAGUCCUAGGCCCUGUCUGGAUACACAGCAGUGCCCAGGCUAUGGGGAGCUUGAAGCCCAGGGGACUGGAAGGGCUGCUGUCCCCAAGGGCCUGUCAUCUCCCAGGGCAGUCAGGCCUCCUUUCCAGGCUCAGCCCUGCUCCUGUCCCUGCCCCUCAGAGGGUCCCCAAGUACCGGGUGUCAGGGUCUCAUACUGCCAGAGGGGCAGGGCUGCAGUCACGGCACUGGGGCAGCCCCACCCAGCCUCGUCUUCCUGCCGCGCCUGCGCUGACUCACCACCUGAUCUCCUACCUGGCUGGGGCGGGGGCUCCUGCCCCAGAGCCCAGGCAGGCAUCAGAGGCAUCUAUAAAAGCACGCUGAUCCAGACCACAGCAUCCUGCUUGGUUUGCCACUUGUCACCGCACAAUGCUGGGAGGUCUGGGGAAACUUGCUGCUGAGGGCCUGGCCCACCGCACUGAGAAGGCCACUGAGGAAGCUGUUCAUGCCGUUGAGGAGGUGGUGAAGGAGGUGGUGGAACACGCCAAGGAGGCCGGAGAGAAAGCCAUUGGCGAAGCCUUAAAGAAGGCCCAUGAGGCAGGGGACAAAGCGGUGAAGGAAGUCACUGAGACGGUGACCAACACAGUCACAAGUGCUGUCACCCAUGCAGCGGAGGGCCUGGGCAAGCUGGGACAGUGAGCGCACCCGCCUCCAGCGGACUUUUCCUGAAUCUCAAUAAAAAGCUGUGAAAUGUG
Messenger RNA from Acinonyx jubatus (cheetah), 3146 nucleotides. It is a transcript of the gene FAM25A, whose product is annotated as family with sequence similarity 25 member A. The record is from RefSeq and is a predicted model, not a curated record. Bases 2821 to 3090 code for a protein of 89 amino acids. The transcript has 3 exons. NCBI's taxonomy places the organism in Eukaryota, Metazoa, Chordata, Mammalia, Carnivora, Felidae.